GAACUCUGAAAGUGCGUUGCAAAAGGCUGAAGUGAAUGCCAACCAGCCAUUUAAAGGGACUUCCUGGUCUACCCACUCUGGCUGCAUUGCACAGCAAUCAAAUCCUGACUGUGAAGAUGGUCUUCCCUAAGAUAAAUCAUGGCUUUCUUUCUGCUGAUCAGCAACUCAUUAAACGUCGACUCAUUAAGGGUGAUCAGGGUCAAGCAGGGCCCCCAGGGCCUCCUGGACCUCCAGGUCCCCCAGGCCCCAGGGGACCCCCAGGGGACACAGGAAAAGAUGGUCCUCGGGGAGUCCAAGGGCUCCCAGGAGACCCUGGAAUGCCAGGGGAGAUUGGUCAAGUGGGACCUGAGGGCCCUCCAGGACAGAAGGGUUCCAUUGGGUCACCUGGUAUUCCAGGUAUUGAUGGAAUGAAGGGAGAUAUGGGUACGCCAGGAUUAGAUGGAAUCCCUGGUGUUAAGGGUGACAGAGGUGAACGGGGUGACAAGGGAGACAUGGGAGAGGAGGGGCCAAAAGGUGACCCUGGUGAGAAGGGUGAUGCUGGAUCCUCUGCUGCUGGAAUCAAGGGUGAGCCUGGCGAGCCAGGGCGCGGAGGACAAAAGGGUGAGCCAGGACUUCCAGGGCUGCCUGGACUCCCUGGGAUUAAGGGUGAACCUGGUUUCUUUGGGCCUCAAGGUGAGCCUGGGCUUCCAGGCCUGCCAGGAAGUAAGGGAGAGAGAGGAGAACCAGGACCGCCUGGCAAGGGUGAACGUGGUGAGACAGGUCCAGCAGGACACAAGGGAGAGCAGGGGGAACCAGGAGCACCAGGCCUGAAAGGUUCAAAGGGGGAUGCAGGAGACAAAGGUGAUGUAGGCCCAACAGGAUCACAAGGGCCACCUGGGGAGAAAGGUGACCAGGGUACAACUGAAAUCAUAGACUACAAUGGAAACAUCCAAGAGGCUCUUCAGAAGAUAACUACUAUUACAGUUACGGGUCCCCCUGGGCCUCCUGGACCAGUUGGACCAAAGGGGAUGAAGGGUGAGCAGGGUGUUCCCGGACUUCCUGGGCUUGAUGGUGAAAGGGGUCACAAAGGUUCAAAGGGGGACAUGGGAAUCCCUGGAAUAUCAGGAGAAAAGGGAUCAAUGGGUCUUCCUGGAUUACAGGGUGUGAAUGGCCUGAAAGGAGACAAAGGGGACACUGGCUUGCCCGGCCCACAGGGACCCUCAAUUAUUGGGCCCCCUGGAGCACCUGGUCCGCAUGGACCACCUGGCCCCAUGGGUCCUCAUGGAUUCCCUGGGCCAAAGGGAGAACCUGGGUUGCAUGGUCUCAAGGGACUGCGAGGGGAGCCUGGGCAUAAGGGUGACAGAGGACCCCUGGGUCUCCCCGGAGCAUCUGGCUUGGAUGGCAAGCCGGGACCCAGGGGUAUGGACGGACCAGUCGGGGCUCCUGGUCCAGCAGGUCCGAAGGGAGAUAGAGGUGAGAGGGGUGAUGUUGGUGAUCCUGGACCCAGAGGGCCAUAUGGGUUACCUGGAGCUGCUGGAACACCUGGAAUGGAUGGGUUACCAGGCUUAAAGGGAGACAAGGGCAACGUGGGGGAAAGAGGAGAAAAGGGUUUCCGGGGCUUUAAGGGUGAAAAGGGCGAGCCAGGUCAGCCUGGCCUGGAUGGGCUGGAUGCCCCGUGCCAAUUGGGUCCAGAUGGACUCCCAAUGCCAGGAUGUUGGCAGAAGUGAUCGUUCUAACACAAAACGCAUGGAGUUUGUAAAUAAGGCUUCACUUUUUUGUAUUUAUACUUUUUUUUUAAUUCUGGAAAAAAGAAAGUCAUGAAGCUUUCACAUAGCUGCUUCUGUCAUUACCGUGUGCUCACAGCAACAUGUGUCACAUUCACAUCAGCACUGUGGAAUUUAAAGACUUGACCAAUAAGAGACUAUUCGCAAGGGCGUGUUUGCAGCGUUGCAUGGCCCAGAAUGAGAGUGGAUACCAAAACAGACUAACAGGGUUAUCUGAAAAGGAGGAGGAGAAGGUGACUGAGAGAUCGACUUUGGGUCUUGAAAAGGAUCUUUGUGUGUUUAGUGUGUUCACACCAAUCCAUACUACCUGCUUAAAAGAUUAACGACUCCAUCCACACACCCUGAAACAAGCAUGAUGUCAAGUAUGUGUAUGUAUCACUUUGUAGUGUGGUCAAUGGCUUCUGCAAAUCACUAACUACCUGUCGGUCUUUGUCAAUUUAAAUCAAAAAGAUGUGCUACUCUAAA
Molecule: messenger RNA, 2228 nt
Organism: Labeo rohita (rohu)
Lineage: Eukaryota; Metazoa; Chordata; Actinopteri; Cypriniformes; Cyprinidae
Product: collagen alpha-1(XXV) chain
Exons: 34
Coding region: 36-1706 (556 amino acids)
Source: RefSeq, a predicted model, not a curated record